Molecule: messenger RNA, 2227 nt
Organism: Stomoxys calcitrans (stable fly)
Lineage: Eukaryota; Metazoa; Arthropoda; Insecta; Diptera; Muscidae
Product: glycerophosphocholine phosphodiesterase GPCPD1-like
Exons: 1
Coding region: 89-2167 (692 amino acids)
Biological process (GO): glycerophospholipid catabolic process
Molecular function (GO): glycerophosphocholine phosphodiesterase activity; starch binding
Source: RefSeq, a predicted model, not a curated record
UGGCAAAUGUCAAAUUGUCUUUAAAUUUUAAAUUUUCGAUUCAAGUUUUCUUUAAGUUUUGUUCGUAACUUGUAUUUUCUAAAACGAAAUGCAUCGCUGGUUUUUCGCCGACGAGGAACUUAUUCGCAAGGAACCAACACCAAUACCCACACCCGCAUCCCCAACACCAACUACUUCGUUGAGCUCGGUGAUAUCAGAAUCUCUGUGGAAAUUCACGGUAAAAUAUGAUGGAAAAUUAUGCUACAAUGAAAUUGUGGCUCUCAGCGGCAGCAUAGAAGCCUUAGGCAGCUGGCAGUUACAGCAAUGUGUGCUUUUAACACUUUUGGAGGACUUAAACUGCCCGGGUCUAUGGACUGCCUCAAUCAGUUUACCACGUAAAGAUGAUAUACGCUACAGAUAUUUAAUAUGUGCUCACAAUGGGCGUGGUCAUAGAAUUGUGCGGUUUUGGGAAGCUCAUAAGGGCGGGCGUGUAAUACGACGUGAAGAUGAACAGGAGCAUGAGGCCAUGUCGUUCGAUGUAUUUGGCAUGCAAAAUGGUAUAUAUCAAAUAGAAAGAGGCUGGAUUGGACUUCAUGCUGUGGGGGUUCAAUUUAAAUUGCACGGAAAUCCUUUCCAUAUGAAAACACAUGAGCUGAAGGAUGCGACUUACUUGUACUGUGUAAAACUUAGUCCCAUGAAGAUAAAAACCCGAAGUGAUUGUGGGAAUGGGAAAAUGUCCCGAUUAGUUUAUAGCGAUUCAAAGGUACAACAGAAAGAGGAUCCAUCAUCGAGGGCCAGUUUCGCCUUUUGUGAAGUUGCCUCUAUGGGCCCUAAAGGCAAUGGAGAAUUUAGAAGCCAGUCUAAAUAUGGCACACCUUGUGACCCCCAAGAGAUUCUCAUGUUCCAUUUGACUUUGGAUGAUUUACCCAACACUGCCUAUUUAAUUGAGCUUUACACCAUCCCCCAAAAAGCUGCGGAGGAUAUUCCACCCUAUCAUAUUGGUUAUCAAUAUGUGCUGCCGCAAUAUUUGCAUGGCGCUGAAGGCAAUCUUCACAUGACCAUCUUAUGUGCCACCAAACAUCGUCCGAUUGGUGCCUUAUCCUUGGAUUAUUUGCUAAUAAAACCUUUGCCAGGUUACGAAUUUCUCUUAAAUGACUCCCAGCAACGUGAAUGCAAGAGACAACACCAAGUCUUAGAUAUAGGACAUCGUGGAUGUGGAAAAAGUUUUUGGUGCAAAGACAAUAUUCUACGAGAAAAUACUCUCCACUCUUUUCAAAAGGCUGUGGAACAUGGAGCCGAUAUGAUUGAAUUCGAUGUUCAACUCACUCAAGACCGAGUACCCAUUGUCUAUCAUGACUUUCAACUUUACAUUGUCAACAAGGAUGAAUUAAGCAAAAAGGAAUACGAUGUAAUGAAACUAUUUUUGCAUAAAAAGGAAAUCAGUGUUGUCAACAGUUACGUUAAAGUUCUGAAAUCGGGCGUUAAAGUUCUGCCUGUGAAUAAACUUUCGCUUCAGCAAUUACAGCAAGUUGAGGUUUAUCACAAUCCCAAGGAAAAUCAAAGAUUUAAAGCCUGUCUCGAAGAUAAAAAUUUAAGUUUACCCUUUCCUAUGCUAAAAGAAAUUCUAAAGAAGAUGCCUCCCACAUUGCCAUUCCUUGUCGAAAUAAAAUGGCCCCAGAGAUUCACAAACAAAGAAUGGGAAGAACACUUCAAACCAGACAUGGAUAAAAACGAAUUUGUGGACACUAUUUUGCAAGAGGUCUUCACUAAUGCUGGCGAUUCCAGACCCAUAAUAUUUUCCUCAUUUGAUGCCAAUAUUUGCUCCUUGAUACGCUUUAAACAAAAUCGUUAUCCUGUUGUCUUCAUUUGCCAUUCUACGGAUAGUGAUGCUGCAUAUUUGGAUCCUUUAGGUGAUACUUUGGUAAAUGCAACAAAUUUUGUCACCGCAUUGCAGCUAUGGGGGAUUGUGGCAGAUGCAGAUGCUAUUUUAAAAUCGGCUCGUUACGUAGUGGACAUGCGUAAUCGCAACAUACGAUUCUUUGCUUCGGGCUCUAGCACUAGAGAUGAAAAAAUUCGCAGAUCUUUAAAGGCCAUAGGUGUGGAUGGCAUAAUAUUUGAUCGCAUUAAUCAUGUAUUGAAUGUAGAUGAUUUAAAACAAAAUAUAUUUGUGAUUGAUGUAAGGGAGUAGUACAAGUAAAAAAUUAAUGACAAAGAAUUUUUUAAAAUAAAAAAAACUGUCUUCUGUUAA